GGAUUCACAUUGCAGCCAGCAGGUGGCGGUAAUGCACCAUAACACCUGACACCUUCAUGUGAAAGAAGAAGUCGAGCUGCAUUGUUUUUUGUGUGUGCAGCAAAUCCAGUUCACAGAGACAUGGUUGAGCAGGUAAUGACGAGGACGCGUGCUGAACUCACUGACUCCAGAUAUGAACAAUGCCCUGUUGUACCCUGAUGUCUGGAUCAAGCUCUAACAGUCAGCAGAAGACUUCUGAAAGCACCACCCAGAGACAAAUGCCUAGAAUAAUCCCGGCUAAAGGAGAGAAGUCGUAUCAGUGCUCAGAGUGCGGGAAGAGUUUUACUCAGCACAGUACUCUACAGCGACACCAGCGCAUCCACACCGGAGAAAAGACCCACCACUGUUUACUGUGUGGAAAGAGCUUCAACCAGCAGAGCACUUUUCAGCGACACCAGCGCGUUCACACUGGAGAGAAACCGUAUCGCUGCUCGCAGUGUGGGACUAGUUUCGCCAUACAGAGUAAUCUGAGGCGACAUCAGCGCAUCCACACGGGAGAGAAACCGUAUCACUGCUCAAUGUGUGGGAAAUGUUUUACUAACCACAGCACCCUCCAGCACCACCAGCGCACUCACACAGGAGAGAAGCCCUAUCAGUGCUCUGACUGUGGGAGGAGUUUUACUGAGCACGGUACUCUCCAGCGACACCAACGCAUCCACACCGGAGAGAAACCCUAUCACUGCUUAGACUGUGGGAAGAGCUUUAAACAGCAAACUGCUCUCCAGCAACAUCAACGCAUCCACACUGGAGAGAAGCCGUACCACUGCACGCAAUGCGGGAAGAAUUUUAUUCAACAAGGUCAUCUCCAACAGCACCAGCGCACUCACAAAAGAGAGAAGGCCUACUCGGACUGUGGGAAGAGUUUUACUCCGACAGAACAUCUCAGAAAACAUCAGCGCAUCCAUUCAGGAGAGAAACUGUAUCGAUGCUCACUGUGUGGAAAGAGUUUUACUCAACAGAGUACUCUCCAAACACACCAACGCAUCCACACAGGAGAGAAGCCGUACCACUGUGUCGAGUGUGGGAAACGUUUUAAUCAGCAGAAUUCUCUCCAGAAACACCAGCGCAUCCACACGGGUGAGAAACCGUACUGCUGCUCGGUGUGUGGGAAGAGCUUUACUCAGCAGUGUACUCUUCAGCGACACCAGCGUGUUCACACCGGAGAGAAACCCUAUCACUGCUCGCAAUGCGGGAAGAGUUUUACUGAAAGAGAUGAUCUCCAGCGACACCAGCGCAUUCACACAGGAGAUAAACCGUAUAUCUGCUCGCAGUGUGGGAAGAGUUUCACACAACAAAGUCAUCUACGGCAACACCAACGCACUCACACUGGAGAGAAGCCGUAUCAGUGCUCGGACUGUGGGAAGAGUUUCACCGAGAGAGGCCAUCUUCAGCGACACCAGCGCAUUCACACCGGAGAGAAGCCGUACCACUGUUUCCAGUGUGGGAGGAGUUUUAUUUCCCCGAGUAUCCUCCAGCAACACCAGCGCAUUCACACCGGAGAGAAACCGUAUCACUGCACGCAGUGUGGAAAGAGUUUCACUCAACAAAGUACUCUACAACAACACCAACGCAUUCACACGGGAGAUAAACCCUAUCACUGCUGCGAGUGCGGGAAGAGUUUCAAUCGCAACAGUCAACUCCAACACCAUCGCUGUGUUCAGUGACAUCAGUGCGGAGAACAUUAUUUAUAUACUCCAACACAGCCAAUAGCUAACUACACAAUGUUUAUGUGAUCAGUUUAGCAUUUAGGCUUAAGCUUUAAAUUAGGGAUGGAAGGAUUGAUCUGAUUUAGAUUGGAAUCGGUCAAAUAAUAGUCCAGAAAUUAACGCAAAAUCAUGGAAACUCCACAAUAUUUGGAGGAGCUUGCAAUUUCUCAAAAUAACCACAGAUUUGCAUCAAGAGGCGUCAUGUGACAUCAUUCAGUUCAAUUCAGUUCAGUUUUAUCUGUAAAGCAAUUUUAUCUGUAUAUAGAAAUAUAUAAAUUCAGGAUAUAGAUGUUAAAUGUAUGAAUUUAUCUCUAAUGAGCAGCCAGAGGUGACGUGGUGAGGAAAAUCUCCCUGAAACCAUUUGAGGAAGAAACCUCGAGAGGAACCAGACUCAGAAGGAACCCGUCCUCAUCUGGGUGACACCAGAUAGUGCGAUUAUAAAUAAAUACACCCCUUCUAUAAAUGUGCUAAUACUACAUGAUCAAAUAGUGCAGUUGUGUAAGCAGGAAAUUCACUACAGUUUCUACAGGAAGUCUGUUUUGUUGAACUUCUCCACUGUUCACUGAUGGAGACUCGAGUGCAGAACUGUUUGUGGUAAUUGUAGUGAUAAAGCUAUCACAGCAUAACUGUUCAUAUGAACUGAGGUCCAGAGCAUCUUUAUGGUGUUUAAGUGGAACCAUCCUCAGUAAUCUCACUGAUCUUUAGGCUGCACCAUGUGGGACAUCCUCAGCAGCAGCAUGUGACUUCCAACUGAUGAGAACUCCAACCAGAAGAAGGACAUCAGGAUGGAUCAGGCCGGUCCAGAGAGCAGAAGGGGUCAGGAUCACUGGCAUCUCAGGUGUUAAUGUGUAUUUCUUUUAUUUGACCAAUACGGCCAGCUGAUCCACGACAUGAGAGUCAAAUCCUGCUGUUUGUUCUGAGGGUUAAAUGUAAAUAGAACUGUGCACUGAAACAUGUCAGUGCUUCCUGUCUGAUUUUAAUUUUGUGCCUCGUAGUGGAAGCAAAGCAAAGGAUUUUACCAUCUUGAGCUGCCGUCACUGCUUCAUAGUAAACCCUGAAAGUAUAUAUUUAGGUUCAGGUCUGUUGUGUUACCACACCUGUGAGUUACCACACCUGUGAGAGUACAGAAUGUUGUAUACCUGCGUUCCAACAAUCAUUUAACUUGCUGCUAUUUGUUGCAGAAAAUCUAAAAGUAUUUAAGGCCAAAAGCAUAAUGUGAGUUGGCUACAGAAAUGAUCUUAACUGACAGUACAUCAAUCUACACGUCCAUUGGCAUCACUAAUCAGGCCAUCUAUAAUUUAAAUAGUUUAGUAAAUAAAGUCUAUAUAGCAUAUUUAAAGUUUGUGUUUAUUGAAUAAACUGACUUCCUUUCUUUGUUCGAGUUUAUUUAGCACUAAUAACUUGUAUGAGUGUUUCUUCUUUGUCACAGCUAAGAAAGAAGCAAAGGUAAGAUCAGUACAUCCAUAAACAUUUGUGAACCUUCUGUCCCUCAGGGUAUAAGCCA
Molecule: messenger RNA, 3249 nt
Organism: Ictalurus furcatus (blue catfish)
Lineage: Eukaryota; Metazoa; Chordata; Actinopteri; Siluriformes; Ictaluridae
Product: zinc finger protein 420-like
Exons: 4
Coding region: 180-1703 (507 amino acids)
Biological process (GO): regulation of transcription by RNA polymerase II
Cellular component (GO): nucleus
Molecular function (GO): RNA polymerase II transcription regulatory region sequence-specific DNA binding; DNA-binding transcription factor activity, RNA polymerase II-specific
Source: RefSeq, a predicted model, not a curated record